Messenger RNA from Diachasma alloeum, 1837 nucleotides. RefSeq names its product coagulation factor IX-like. The record is from RefSeq and is a predicted model, not a curated record. Gene Ontology annotation, biological process: proteolysis. The transcript has 6 exons. Lineage: Eukaryota; Metazoa; Arthropoda; Insecta; Hymenoptera; Braconidae. Gene Ontology annotation, molecular function: serine-type endopeptidase activity.
UUUGUCAUCAGUGCUCCAAAACGAAGAUGUCAACACAAUUGUCUUCUUAAAUUGUUUAAAAACGCAGUGACAAUGUUUGAAAUUAAAUUAGAGUCUGGACGUGAUUGUAAAACUGUACUCACCCUUGAGAAGAGUGAUUCGGUGGAUGAACUCUGGAAACAUCUGGAACAGAAGGGAUUUUCAAAAGCCAAUUUCUACCUUCUCCAAAACGGAAGACCUCUGACCAACACUGAGACCUUCCUCUCAAACGAAACAAGAAUAAUUCCAAAAUGUUUGGGAGGAAAAGGAGGAUUUGGGUCAAUGUUACGAGCGAUAGGUGCCCAAAUAGAGAAGACAACGAAUCGCGAGGCGUGCAGAGACCUGAGUGGUCGUAGACUGAGGGACAUAAACGAGGAGAAACGACUGAAAGCGUGGAUUGAGAAUCAGACGAACAGGAAGGAGGAGCAGGCUGAGAGGAAGAAGAAGAAGCUGGAGAGACUCUGCGCUGAGCCGAAGCACGAGUUCAAGGACAAGAAUUACGAGCACGAGAGGUCGAUCCUGACCGAGAGGGUUGACGACGCUGUUGAGCAGGGCUUCAAGACAGCAGCUGCUGCCUCAACGUCAAAUCUAGAGGGGAAGAAGACAAAAGUCAGUGACAAGGGAGUGAAGAGAAAAACUCUGCUCGAUGAGUUCGACGAUAUUGAUUCUGAGGAAUUGAGCAGUUCUGAGGAUGAAGGGAGCAAUGAGCCCUGCAAGAAAAUUAUGAAGGGAGAGGCGAAGACGUCUGAGGACAGUGGAUGUUCCAGUGUUGAGGAGCAUUCGGAGUCCUCCUGCGAUAAGAAUCUGGGGGAGAAGGAGGAGGUGAAGGCAACUGCAGAAACUUUGAAGAAUGAUAAUGGGAGGGAGGUAGAAUAAGGAGAUUUUUUUGUUGUUGACGAUGUGACAAAGCACAAGCACUGGGGCCUCCUAGAGCACGUGAAAUGCGGAAUUUCUAAUGCUGAUAGAAUCAUCGGAGGUAAGAAUGCAUCUCUGGGGAUGUAUCCAUGGCUCGUGAGGAUAGGAUACACGACGGGUGCCUCCAGUGAAAUCACUUAUCGAUGUGGAGGAAGUUUAGUCAGCAAAAUAUAUGUCGUCACGGCAGCUCAUUGUGCAGCUCUUUUACCCCCCGGUGUCAAGGUCGUUGCGGUGAGAGUGGGAGAGCACAAUGCCGAAACGAAUCCCGACUGCGAGCUUGAUUACUGCGCCGAGCCUGUGCAAGACUUCAACACCGAGCAAAUUAUUGUCAAUGAGAAUUACCAUGAUCCGGGCUUUAAAAACGACAUCGCACUCAUCAGAUUGGAUAGACCGGUGGUUUAUAACGAGAAUGUCAUACCUAUCUGCAUGCCGUAUGGCGAGCUUUUGAGCAAACGUUUCACCGGUGAAAAGGCUGAAGUUGGUGGCUGGGGUAUUUACGACAUAGAUCACCCCCAAGCAAGUAUAAUCCUUCAAACAAUUCAAUUGCCAAUCGUUUCGCUGAGUACCUGCGUUCGAGCAUUUAGUAAAAGUGCAUCAGUGGGUAAAGGACAAUUAUGCGUCGGUGGAAUUGUCGGUGAGGAUUCGUGCGGGGGUGACAGUGGUGGACCCCUCAUGAAAGUCGAGGCAUUCGAUGGACCACCAAAAUACUAUUUCAUCGGUUUAGUAUCUUUCGGAGCUAAAGCGUGUGGUCGCACCUCAACUCCAGCAGUUUACACGAGAAUUGCGGAUUAUAUUACAUGGAUUUUGGAUAAUAUUUCGCCCUGAUUUUUAUUUUUACAUUGUAAUGGAGGAAUGAAGUCGAGUGGAAUGGAGAUUGAAGCGUAAAAUUAAAUUUAAUAAAUCA